AUUUGCCUUUAAAUCAUUGUGUAACUGUAGAAGGUCUUAUAUUAGCAAACUCUAGAGACAAGUGCCAUUUUUUAAAUAAAUAAGUUAUAGCUUAGUGUGAAGAAAGGAAGGAAAGAAGGAAGGAAGGAAGGAAGAAAAAGAAAAGCUUUGAGAACAGAGUGUCCUGAGAGUCAACAUAUUGUGGAGGCAGAACCUUUAAAGCAGAAAGUACAGUUCUGUUGACACUGAAGACGCCUCAGCCUGUGUGUGUACUGGAAAUCGCUGACCGCUUAAAUGGAUCGCAUGGAACUGCGAAAAGUCAACAUAGAACUUGAUGAGGAGAGCAACAGUGGAGAAAGCACUGAAGACAACUACACUGAGAUGGUAGAUCCAGAGAAGGCUACUAUUAGCAGUCAGUUUGUUGGUGAUGAUGCAGAAAGUCAGAAGUUCCUUACCAAUGGAUUUCUGAGUAAAAAGAAAUUAGAAGACUAUACGGAUGAAUAUCAUCCAGGAAAUACUUCAUUUGGAAUGUCAGCAUUUAAUCUGAGCAAUGCCAUCAUGGGCAGUGGCAUCUUAGGGCUGUCCUAUGCAAUGGCCAACACUGGAAUUGUACUUUUCAUAAUCUUACUGUUCAGCGUAGCCAUAAUGUCUCUCUAUUCGGUUCACCUGUUACUGAAGACAGCCAAAGAAGGAGGCUCACUAAUAUAUGAAAAAUUGGGUGAAAAGGCAUUUGGAUGGCCUGGAAAAAUUGGUGCUUUUAUUUCUCUUACAAUGCAAAAUAUUGGAGCAAUGUCAAGCUACCUCUUUAUUAUUAAGUAUGAACUUCCAGAAGUAAUCAGAGCAUUUCUGGGGCUUGAAGAAAAUUCUGGAGAAUGGUAUCUCAAUGGAAACUACCUCGUGAUAUUUGUGAGCAUUGGAGUUAUUCUUCCACUUUCACUUCUAAAAAAUUUAGGAUAUCUUGGUUAUACAAGUGGGUUUUCACUUACCUGCAUGGUCUUUUUUCUGAGCGUGGUAAUCUACAAGAAAUCUCAAAUACCCUGCCCUCUCCCACUCCUGGACAAUUAUGCUGGCAACUGGUCAUACAAUGACACCACAGUUCCGAUACAUGUAGUGAUGUUGCCAAAUGAUUCUGCCAAUUCAGGAGUAAAUUUUAUGAUGGACAGCACCAACAGGCAUUAUUCGGGUUUUGAAGAAAGCAGUGAUAAGCUACAUCGAAGUGGAGUAGAAUAUGAAGCUCACAGAGAGGAAGAUGACAAGUGCCAACCCAAAUAUUUUGUGUUUAACUCACGGACUGCCUAUACAUUACCUAUCCUGGCAUUUGCAUUUGUGUGCCACCCUGAAGUCCUACCCAUAUACAGCGAACUUAAAAACCGAUCACGAAAACGGAUGCAAAUUGUUUCCAAUGUCUCCAUCACUGGGAUGCUUAUCAUGUAUCUACUUGCUGCACUGUUUGGCUACCUUACAUUCUAUGGAGAAGUUGAAGAUGAGCUGCUUCAUACUUACACCAAAGUGCACACUUUUGACACCCUGCUCUUGAUGGUUCGCCUUGCAGUACUUGUGGCUGUAACCCUAACUGUGCCGAUAGUCCUAUUCCCUAUUCGUACAUCAGUUUCAACACUUCUAUUCUCCAAAAGACCUUUCAGUUGGAUAAGACAUUUCCUGAUUGCUGCAAUAAUUCUUGCAUUGAAUAACAUCUUAGUAAUUUUUGUCCCAACUAUUAGAGACAUUUUUGGAUUCAUAGGUGCCUCUGCUGCCACAAUGCUAAUCUUCAUUCUUCCUGCUGCCUUUUACCUUCGGAUUGUCAAGAAAGAGCCCCUGAGGUCACCUCAGAAGAUUGGAGCCCUUAUUUUCCUCAUUGUUGGCAUAAUCUUCAUGUUUGGAAGUAUGGCUCUAAUUCUCCUGGACUGGAUUUACAACUCUCCAGGUUCUAAACAACAUUAAUCUUAAAGAAAGUUGAAAGUAUUUUUUUUCCCCUUUUCUACUGGAGACGGUUGAAUGCCAUCAUCCAAAAAAGACUUUUGACAAGUAGAAGAGGAUAUUACUUCUUAUCAAUAACUGGAAAAUUCCAAAGACUUUACUAGUACUGCCACUAGGAACCUAUGGAAUAUUAAAGUGCCCUUUUAUAAGGGAUAGUUAUUUAUGAAUCAAAGCCUGUGCCAAACGUUUCUGGUAUAUGAUGAAAUGAAAUGUGCUGGUGGAGGAAUAGAGUUAAUUAUGUAUUUAGUCCUCAAAACAGACUGUUACUGUUAUUAUUGUUUUGAUAACCACAGUUUCUAGAAUAUUGGAAGACAAUAUAGAAGUUCAAAGGUUAUCCUAGUGCCUUUUUAAAUGGCCUGUGUGUAGGGCCUAUUGUGUAAUAUAUUAUACCCCAUUUUGAAAUGCUGGAAUAUUUAUAAGUUGUCUGAAAGUCGAGAUCAUUAAAAUCUCGAGUGCAGUUGCCAAAUUUAGCAUGUAUAUAUGUAUGUAUAGUGUAUAUAAAUAAACAGAAGGAAAAAGAAAAUAAAUUAAUUUUUAAAAUGACUGUCCAUAAAGUUAACAAGUACAAUCAAAUCAGGGUUUUACACAAGUUGUGAGCACCGGAAGUACUUUACUUUUAAGAAAUAAAUUACUAUAACGACUGUUAUAUCACAGGAAUAUUCAGCAGUAAAGGUGCACUAAAUUGAUACAUUAUUUGUCAUACAAACUUUCAACAAUCUUUCCAAUAUAUGUUUUAUCUGUUACAAGAAUUCAUCGCCACUGGUUUCUAGGGACUUUCAGGCCCAUCACUAGUAGCAGUUUGCCAUUGUUAUCACAAAAAGUAGCCAUGCCAAUAAAAUAACUUCUUGCCAUAAGUGAUUUUGAGAUCUGUUCCAGUUGGCAACACUACACUCAAGAGAAUCUGGGCCAGCCAUUCAGUAAAGCUGGGCCUUCAGUUUAAUGCUAUCAAGCUACAGCUUUAUGCCUACCUGUUGUGCCCAUCAUUGGAAAACUAGCAUUAAAAGCCCUUUAAGGGAUGAUACAAAUGUUAUGUAACUGAAAACAGUCUCUUUAUGAAUAAUCCUAAUCCCCGCUAUAUAAUUUAGAAAUCAUUAUAAAGGAUUAACAAUAAACCUUCUACAUCAACCCUCUACAGCUCUCUACAUCAACUCUCUCCAUCAACCCUCAACUCUGAAGUGAGCAAUUCUAACUCUUACGGCUAGCAGGGCUCACUUUUCACAAGGAGACUGGUUGUGGUGGAGCACCCAUGAGAAACACAACAUAUAAACCAGCCUGGAGUCUGAUCCUGCAAAUACACAUCUGUUUAGAUUUAAAACACUGAACAAGCUGGGUCUUUGUUAAUGAUUUGUCUUCCACUAUAACUCAGAAGGAUGUAAGGAGAUCACAAGGAAUGUGAAAGCAUACUAGCCAGUAUUGUUUAAUGGAUUUUUCUUUGAUAAACCGUUGGUGCAGUAAUGUGAUCGUUGCUAUGUACUAUAUAUUUAUGUAUAUAAUCAUAUUCUCUAUCAGAAUAUUCAUGUAUGAUACAGUGUUUUUGAUUUUUAUAUAUUUGUUUGUGUGGUUGUUAUUUGUUCUCAUAGAUUCAAGUUUUUUACCAUCUUGAAGGAAAGAAGUUGCUUUGGUGGGACUCAAAAAGGCUGAACCCCACCAAAGCAAACAAAUAACAACUAGAUAUCACUUUAUAUAUCCGUGCCUGAAAUGUAUCUGUGAAACUCCAAAAGAUCACCCAAGUGGAAAUGAGACAGCCAAAUGUUACCAAAGGGAGUUACAAUAAACUUCAAGACUGCAGGGUUAUUCCCUGCUUUUGUCAA
Molecule: messenger RNA, 3767 nt
Organism: Hemicordylus capensis (graceful crag lizard)
Lineage: Eukaryota; Metazoa; Chordata; Lepidosauria; Squamata; Cordylidae
Gene: SLC38A4
Product: solute carrier family 38 member 4
Exons: 16
Coding region: 274-1920 (548 amino acids)
Biological process (GO): amino acid transmembrane transport
Molecular function (GO): amino acid transmembrane transporter activity
Source: RefSeq, a predicted model, not a curated record